AUGAGCACGCCGCUCGCCGAGUACCUGUCCGCGCUGGACGCUCGUGAUGCGCGCGAGCGAGUGCACGAAGUGUACCUCCACGCCUACACCCGGCUGGCCGACCGCACGGCUGCACAAGCACAAGCACUGCAGCAUGCGUCUGCAUCCACAGACGACCACAACACCGCGGCCAGCGACGGCACAGGCACCGCCAGGGGCAAAGGCUCGCCCGCCCCUCUCGACACGCCGUCUUCUGCAGCACUCGUCCAGCUCCGCUCGGAACUGGCUGCCACCCAGAAGACGCGCAGCAGCCUGGAAGCCGAGUUGAGCAGCCUCAGCGCCUCGCUGUCCGCGCUGCAGGCGUCCGACGCGCAGCAGAAGCAGCGCAUCGCCCAGCUCGAGAAGCACAGGGCGCACCUCGAACGGCGGGGCAAGGACAGGCAGGAGGAGCUGAAGGGCAAGGGCCGCUUCGUGGAGGAGGUGCAGGAUGAGAUGGUCGCGCUGAACCUGCAGCUCAACAUGGCGGAGCAGGACAAGGACCGGCUGCAGAAGGAGAACGCCGAGUUGACGAGACGGUGGGUCAGCAAGAUGGAGGAGGAGGCGAGCCGGAUGAAUGCGCAGAUGGGCUGGGAGGAGCAGGGCGGGCGCCGGAAAGGUUCAAAGGGCUAG
Messenger RNA from Ascochyta rabiei, 648 nucleotides. Its product is annotated as autophagy protein 16, interacts with Atg12p-Atg5p. The transcript has 2 exons. NCBI's taxonomy places the organism in Eukaryota, Fungi, Ascomycota, Dothideomycetes, Pleosporales, Didymellaceae. The coding region runs from base 1 to 648 and encodes 215 amino acids. The record is from RefSeq and is a predicted model, not a curated record.